This is a messenger RNA of Solanum verrucosum, 777 nucleotides long. RefSeq names its product probable caffeoyl-CoA O-methyltransferase At4g26220. The transcript is spliced from 6 exons. The coding region runs from base 25 to 729 and encodes 234 amino acids. NCBI's taxonomy places the organism in Eukaryota, Viridiplantae, Streptophyta, Magnoliopsida, Solanales, Solanaceae. The record is from RefSeq and is a predicted model, not a curated record. Gene Ontology annotation, molecular function: S-adenosylmethionine-dependent methyltransferase activity; O-methyltransferase activity.
UUUUUUCCAUUUUAGACAGAAGAAAUGGCGCUUUCAAACUCCGACGGCUCAAAGGGACUCUUGCAGACUCGAGAAUUGUUUGAGUAUGUAUUGGAGACUAGUGUAUACCCAAGGGAGCCAGAGCUUCUCAAAGAGAUCAGAAUUAUAACUGCAAAUCAUCCACGGAGUCUGAUGUCAACUUCACCAGAUGCUGGCCAACUAAUAGCUCUACUUCAGAAACUGAUAAAUGCCAAAAAUACUAUUGAAAUUGGAGUGUUCACUGGAUAUUCUUUGCUCCUUACAGCACUUACAAUUCCUCAAGAUGGCAAGAUUACAGCUAUAGACAUGAACAAGGAUACAUAUGAGAUGGGAUUGCCAGUUAUCAAAAAAGCUGGAGUUGAACACAAAAUAAACUUCAUACAGUCUCAAGCAUUAUCAGCCCUUGAUGAACUUUUGAAAGAUGAUGCAACUAGAGGAAGUUUUGAUUUUGCUUUUGUUGAUGCUGACAAAGUUAAUUACCAAAAGUACCAUGAAAGAUUAUUGCAAUUGGUGAAAGUUGGUGGUAUAAUAGUGUAUGAUAACACACUAUGGUUUGGGACAGUUGCUAUGCCAGAAGAGUUUGUUAAGGAAGAAUUGAAACCAACUAGGUUUUACAGCAUUGAAUUUAACAAGUUUCUAGCUAAUGAUGAUCGAGUUCAAAUUUCUCAAGUCCCUUUAGGUGACGGAAUCACCAUUUGCUGGCGACUCUAAAGAUUCUGAGGAUCUAUCAGAAAUAAUUUAUUUAUCCUUAAAAGUUAA